Lithohypha guttulata is the source of this 1029-nucleotide messenger RNA. RefSeq lists its product as uncharacterized. The record is from RefSeq and is a predicted model, not a curated record. The coding region runs from base 1 to 1029 and encodes 342 amino acids. The transcript is spliced from 3 exons. NCBI's taxonomy places the organism in Eukaryota, Fungi, Ascomycota, Eurotiomycetes, Chaetothyriales, Trichomeriaceae.
AUGCCCGAGUUCAUCACCCCUCCGCCUUUCGGCACAGUUGGUGACAACACGAAUAACCAGAACUAUGCAAUUGGUAGCACAGUCACCUUCUCCUGGACCGGAACGACCGCAGACACGGCAGGCAUGAACCUAUGGCUGAAGAGAGACGUCACAGGAUACACAUGCACAGCACUGAACCUUGCAAACACCCAAUGCUGGCUGAUCAAUGAAAAUAACCAGGGCACGUCCUUCAGCUGGAACGUCAAUAUUCCAACGUUCAACGGCGCGGGGUACGAUAGCAGAAGCCCAUGGUAUUGGAUUCACAUGUACGAUUCAGACAACACCUUCGGCGGUGAAUUUGGAUCCCACUACUUCAAUGUUCUACCUUCAAGUCUAAUGCCGGCCUCUGCGUCACUGACCCAGACGAGAGCAUCAACAUCAACAACUGCGUCUACAGCAACUUCUGCUUUCUCUUCAGCCAUAACUACCCCUGCGAGCUCCGCCAUCUCUUCAGCUGCCUCAUCCCUCACCCCAGCCUCAAGUGCCGCAAGCAGCCGCGUCACCACAGCUGAACUAUCUGAAACAAGCGCCUCACGUCAAUCUGCCAUACCCUCAAGCUCAUUAACCUCCAUCUCUGGCUCCUCAAGAUCAGGCACAGCAACCAACGCCGCAGCAUCCGCCACCUCCUCCGCAGCACAACCCGUCGCAACCUCAACCCCAACCGGCCUCAGCAGCACCGCUAAAAUCGCCAUUGGCUGCGCAGUAGGAAUCGGCAUACCACUAAUCGCGCUCCUCGCCGUAAUCGCCUUCUUUCUCUCUCGAAACAACAAGCGCAAACAUGCAGCUCGAGCUGGUGGCGUUGGAGGAGCAGCGGGAAUGUCAGAGCGAGGAUCGUCGAAGGAAUAUGUUCAUGAGAAGCCGGUGUGGAAAGAUACGCAGAACACGGGGGGGUGGGAACCGUCGCGGCAGCCGCCGGUGCAUGAGAUGGAGUCGCAGAAUUUCCGCAUUACGAGUCCGAGUGAGCUUGAUGCACAUCCGUAUCGGCGGUGA